CCCUGAUCAAAAGUUUACAUACCCUUGAAUGUUUAGCCUUGUUACAGACACACAAGGUGACACACACAGGUUUAAAUGGCAAUUAAAGGUUAAUUUCCCACACCUGUGGCUUUUUAAAUUGCAAUAAGUGUCUGUGUAUAAAUAGUCAAUGAGUUUGUCAGCUCUCACGUGGAUGCACUGAGCAGGCUAGAUACUGAGCCAUGGGGAGCAGAAAAGAACUGUCAAAAGACCUGCAUAACAAUGUAAUGGAACUUUAUAAAGAUGGAAAAGGAUAUAAAAAGAUGUCCAAAGCCUUGAAAAUGCCAGUCAGUACUGUUCAAUAACUUAUUAAAAGUGGAAAAUUCGGGGAUCUCUUGAUACCAAGCCAAGGUCAGGUAGACCAAGAAAGAUUUCAGCCACAACUGCCAGAAGAAUUGUUCAGGAUACAAAGAAAAUAUUAAAUAUUUCUCAAGAUGGCGCCGAGUAUGGCUGCUGCGUUGCGAGCUCCGACACAACAUAGCAAUGUUUUGUUUGUUUUGUUCACAAUUCUUAUGUUUUUUGUCUUGGAUGUUGUCUGCCUUAUUGUCUACGACAGACAAACACUUUUGGACAUUGGUUCAGCGAUCUCACACCGAAAACCGGACUUCACAUUCCUCAAUGCCGACCCGCUGUUUACAAACACGCAAGCGGAGCCCUUUGUCUGGGCAGCACGGCCGCGGAAACGCAGGAGGAAAAGGGGAAACAGAGCCGGCGUUCUCAUCAGAGUAAGACGCUGCGCAAAUCGACCCCUGCUACCCACAAUUCUACUGGCAAAUGUUCAGUCUCUGGAUAACAAGCUCUGCGAGCUGAAAGCGCGGAUCUCUUUCCAACGAGAGACGAGGGACUGCUGCAUUAUCUGCCUUACGGAAACUUGGAUGUCUGCGGAGAUUCCAGACUCAGCCAUUGAACCCACGGGGUUCUCUGUGCACCGAGCAGACAGAGCGAAAGACCUCUCAGGUAAAACUAGAGGAGGUGGUGUAUGUUUUAUGAUCAACAAAUCCUGGUGUGAUCAGAGGAACGUACAUUCCAUCAAGUCUUUCUGUUCUCCUGAUCUGGAAUUUCUUAUGCUUCUGUGUCGACCAUUCUGGCUACCGAGGGAAUUCACAGCGGUCAUUAUCACUGCUGCGUACAUUCCCCCACAAGCCGACACAGACCGGGCACUCAAGGAACUGUAUGGGAUUAUAAGUGAGCAGGAAACCGCGCACCCUGAGGCCACGUUCAUUGUGACCAGGGACUUUAAUAAAGCCAGUUUAAAAUCAGUCGCACCAAAAUAUCACCAGCACAUUAGUUUCAACACACGAGGGGACCGGGUUUUGGAUCAUUGCUACUCUCCGUUCCGGGAUGGCUACAAAUCCCUCCCCCGCCCACCAUUUGGCAAAUCGGACCACUCUUCCAUUCUGCUUCUGCCCGCUUACAGGCAGAAAUUGAAACAGGAAGCACCCACCCUCAGAAAGAUCCAGUGCUGGUCGGACCAAUCAGACUCUACGCUACAAGACCGUUUUGAUCACACGGACUGGGAGAUGUUCCGGUCCGCCUCUGAUGACGACAUCGAGCUUUACGCUGAUAGCGUAAUGUGUUUCAUCAGAACAUGCGUAGAUGAAGUGAUUCCGACCAGAACUGUACGAAUCUAUCCGAAUCAGAAGCCGUGGAUCAAUAGCAAUGUUCGCGCGGCACUUAAUGUGCGGACCUCCGCUUUUAAUUCCGGGAACGCGGAGGAGCAUAAACAAGCCAGUUAUGCCCUCCGAAAAACUAUCAAAACAGCAAAACGCCAGUACAGGAGCAAGAUUGAAGGACAGUUUAACACCACCAACUCUAGAAGCAUGUGGCAGGGAAUUAACAUCAUCACGGUCUUUAAAGGGAAUAAAAACUCCGCCAUGAACACCGCUGCCUCUCUACCGGAUGAGCUAAAUAAUUUUUAUGCUCGUUUCGAGGGAAAUAACACCGCCCUCGCGGAGAGAGCUCUCACGGCCGAAGCUUUAGAGGUUAGUUCAAUCUCCGUCUCUGUAGCGGAUGUAACCCGAUCCUUCUGACGGGUGAAUAUCCUCAAAGCCGCGGGCCCAGACGGCAUUCCAGGCCGCGUCAUCAGAGCGUGCGCUUACCAGCUGGCUGGUGUUUUUACGGACAUUUUCAACCUUUCCCUCUCUUUGUCUGUAGUCCCCACAUGCUUUAAAACAUCCACCAUUGUGCCUGUACCAAAACAAUCAAAAAUAACUUGUUUAAAUGACUGGCGUCCUGUUGCUCUGACCCCCAUCAUCAGCAAAUGUUUUGAGAGACUAAUCAGAGAUUACAUCUGCUCUGUAUUGCCACUCAAUCUUGACCCGCUGCAGUUUGCUUACCGCAACAACCGCUCCACUGAUGAUGCCAUUGCAUCUACAAUACACACUGCUCUCUCCCACCUGGAAAAAAAGAACACUUAUGUGAGAAUGCUGUUUGUAGACUACAGCUCAGCAUUCAACACCAUAGUGCCCUCCAAGCUAGAUGAGAAACUCCGGGCUCUGGGCUUAAACAGCUCACUGUGCAGCUGGAUCCUGGACUUCAGGUGGUUAGAAUAGGCAGCAACAUCUCCUCAUCACUAACCCUCAACACUGGAGCCCCGCAGGGCUGUGUUCUCAGCCCACUACUGUAUUCCUUGAACACACAUGACUGUGUGGCAACAUAUAGCUCCAAUGCCAUCAUUAAGUUUGCUGAUGACACGACGGUGGUAGGUCUGAUCACUGACAAUGAUGAAACAGCCUACAGAGAGGAGGUGCACACUCUGACACACUGGUGUCAGGAGCACAACCUCUCCCUCAACGUCAGUAAGACAAAGGAGCUUGUGGUGGACUUCAGAAGAAAAGACAGAGAACACAGUCCCAUCACCAUCAAUGGAGCACCAGUGGAGAGAGUCAGCAGCUUCAAGUUCCUGGGUGUCCACAUCACUGAGGAACUCACAUGGUCCGUCCACACUGAAGUCGUUGUGAAGAAGGCUCAUCAGCGCCUCUUCUUCCUGAGAUGGCUGAGGAAGUUUGGAAUG
Messenger RNA from Myxocyprinus asiaticus (Chinese sucker), 3031 nucleotides. RefSeq lists its product as uncharacterized. NCBI's taxonomy places the organism in Eukaryota, Metazoa, Chordata, Actinopteri, Cypriniformes, Catostomidae. The record is from RefSeq and is a predicted model, not a curated record. The transcript is spliced from 2 exons. The coding region runs from base 453 to 2048 and encodes 531 amino acids.